Condylura cristata (star-nosed mole) is the source of this 611-nucleotide messenger RNA. Its product is annotated as small EDRK-rich factor 1. The transcript is spliced from 3 exons. Bases 81 to 269 code for a protein of 62 amino acids. Lineage: Eukaryota; Metazoa; Chordata; Mammalia; Eulipotyphla; Talpidae. The record is from RefSeq and is a predicted model, not a curated record.
CAACGGGUGGGAACCGCCGCAGAGAGUGCGCGGGAGCCGUUGUUUUUUGUCUCUCUCUCCGCUUCUGUCCUGUCAUCAGCAUGGCCCGUGGAAAUCAACGAGAACUUGCUCGUCAGAAAAACAUGAAGAAAUCCCAGGAAAUAAGCAAGGGAAAAAGAAAAGAAGACAGUCUGACUACCUCUCAGAGAAAACAAAGGGACUCUGAGAUCAUGCAAAAAAAGCAGAAGGCAGCUAAUGAGAAGAAGUGUAUGCAAACGAGAGAACAAUGAUGACAAAUGAGAGAACAAUGAUGACGGGCCAUUUGGAAAACCUGGGUACUACUGCCAGCUUGGCGUAUAAUAAGCUCUAUGAUCAAGAUUUUGUAGAGUGAACAGUCAUCCACAUGUGAUACCUUAUCCUUAUAAAACUAUUUUAAGCUUCACCUCUUAGCUUGAGUUAGUAUAAUGUUUCAGAACCACCUUCAAAGAAUAAAACACCAACCAUGCAUCUCACAUAUCGGUGAACAUUAUUUUUUUUAAUUAACAGUGAACAUUUUUAUAAAUCAUUACAGAAUGUAAUCAGAUAAGAGAAUCUUAUAUAAAUCUGGAACCUGUAAUAAACUUUGUUAAGUA